AUGUUCACGACGAUUUCGACGACGUUGAGAAGAACAUCGAGGAAGAACUUUUUUGUUGCGAGAACUUCUUUAUUUUCUUUUUCUUCUUCUUCGACGAAGAGGACGACGACGGUUUUAGAAACAGAUGAGAAAGAUGAGAAAGUUUUCCCCUACUUGAGAUUCGUGCGCGAAAAUGGUCUCGCCUUUCCAUCAUCAUCAUCCAAAGUUGGCGGUGAUAAUGGUGUCUCUGGUGAUGAUGGUAUCUCUGAUGGUGGCAAUACUAAUGAUGUUUUAAUUUCGAGACUGGUGAAAACCUUGGACGCGUUGAAGUACGCGUUGAUAUCUCCGGAAACGAAAGUUGGGAUGUUUCCUCUGAUGAUGCCGAUAGGUAUCUCUCCAGACGACGGGAACGCGAUUGGGUUUCUCUUGGAACCUUCAUUUUUAGCGGCAAAAGAAAAUAUUCAUAUCGGCGCAAUCGUGAAAGCGCGAGCGAAUCAGCGACAGAUUGAGUUCGUCGCGAAAGAUGCGACGACAUUUAUACGACGCGCGUUAUUGGAAGAAGAGGUGAACGCGCUGAAGAGAGGAGGUUUGAUGCCGGUGAGAGAUUCGAUUUUACGGUCGAGUUCUUCGUCGAGCGGUUUAUCGUCGUCGAACGCGGAACACGCGGAGCACGAUCGAGAGACGUUGGCGAGAUUGGCGGCGAGUAAGCACAUGUUAAACGCGUACACGACGCAAAACAUUGGGUCUUUUCCGGACGUGAUUGAGAGUUUGAUCUCUAGACACGAAUUUGUGAAAAAAGAUGAAACGAGCGCGUUGGUCGCGUGCGAGUUUUACAUCAACAGAGAAGAGUUUACGAAUAAAUGGGCGAGACCGUACGCGAUUAACGCGAGGACUUUGAGACGAUAUAAGAACAGGGAAAGUGAAGCGAGGGAUGCGGCGAGGAUAGCUUUGAGCGUGGCGCCGUGGUUUACCCUUGGUGGCGGGUACGGCGAGAGUGGCGUUAGCGGUAGUACAACGAGUAGAAAUAGUAGCAGCAUCGGCGGCAGCGGAGAUGAAGACGCGAUACUCCCGCCGUUAACUGGUGCGACUUUAGAGGAUAUGAAAAAGUUAGUAAACAUGGAGAAUAUGGACGCGAAGUCCGCAAAGAACAUGUUAGAAGGCGUAGGAACUGAAAUAGCGAAAGAACACGAGAAAAACGUGCCGGAGAUGAGCGAGGAGGCGAAAGCGCUGAAGAGAUGUUUUGAUGUUCUCGAUUACGCGAGUUGGGGCAACGAGGAAGGGUACGAAAGUUGGGACAACAUUCGAGAAGAGUUGAGCGAAUCCUACGAGAAAGCUGGGAUGAAACGGUUCGCCGAGAUUGUGAAACCAAGUGGGGGGGUAAUGAAUUGA
This is a messenger RNA of Bathycoccus prasinos, 1368 nucleotides long. RefSeq lists its product with no specific name. The transcript has a single exon. NCBI's taxonomy places the organism in Eukaryota, Viridiplantae, Chlorophyta, Mamiellophyceae, Mamiellales, Bathycoccaceae. Bases 1 to 1368 code for a protein of 455 amino acids. The record is from RefSeq and is a predicted model, not a curated record.